Messenger RNA from Pygoscelis adeliae (Adelie penguin), 739 nucleotides. RefSeq names its product StAR-related lipid transfer (START) domain containing 5 (gene STARD5). Gene Ontology annotation, molecular function: lipid binding. The record is from RefSeq and is a predicted model, not a curated record. The transcript has 5 exons. Lineage: Eukaryota; Metazoa; Chordata; Aves; Sphenisciformes; Spheniscidae. Bases 1 to 618 code for a protein of 205 amino acids.
AUGCUUCCACUGAAUAAAUUCAGCAGAUGCCGGGGUGCGGGACCGCCCCCCGCGGCGCUGCCGCGGGGUGUUCGGGCCAGGCAGGGUAGAGCAGCGGGUUUUGGUUUCGUUUCGUCCCGCCGCAGGUACAGGGGAGAGGGGAUCCUGCCUGCCAGCCCCCAGGGUGUCUGGGAAUGCAUAAAACCGGUGGCCGGCGGGCCCAGGACCGAGUGGGACCAAAACGUGAGAGACUUCGAGGUCGUCGAAGCCAUCAGCGACACUGUCUCUGUAUGCAGAACCACAACCCCUUCAGCUUUCAUGAGGAUUAUUUCACCAAGAGAGUUUGUGGAUGUGGUGCUAGUGAAGCAGUAUGAAGAUGGGACGAUGCUAUCUGCUGCCACCAAUGCGGAACACCCGCUGUGUCCUCCUCAACCAAAUUUCGUGAGAGGUUUUAAUUAUCCGUGUGGCUGUUUCUGUAUACCUCUUCCAGGGGAGCCAGACAGGACUCAACUCCUCAGUUUCUUUCAGACUGAUCUCGGUGGCUAUCUUCCCCAGGCGGUGGUGGAUUCCUUCUUUCCAGCUAGCAUAGCUGGAUUUUACAGCAACCUGACCAAAGCUGUUAAGGCAUUAAAAGCGUGACAAGACCGGUUCCUGACAUCACCAGCUGAGGGUAGGAAAAAACCUGGCAGCUUGAGGGUAGAAAUAGGAAGUUGGCCUUACAGGACUUUACUACCAGCAAAGAUACUUAUGAAAGGUGAAA